UUGCUCCUACUUUUCCCAGUCUCUGUUUGUUUCUAGUCCUCCUGGUUUUGACCCUUGCCUGUCCUAACUUCAAACCACUCUGCCUGUUCUGACUACCAGCCUGCCUAUCCCCUUGUACUGUUUUGGACUCGGAUCUGGUUUCUGACCCCUUCCUGGCCUGCCUCGAGACUGCCUAUCGCCUGGUACUGUUUGGACUCUGACCUGGUUUUUAAACUCUCACCUGUCCUCGACCUGCCUUUGCCUACUCCCUUUGUAAAAAUAAAUAUAGGAGCUCAGCCAUCUGCCUCCUGUGGCUGCAUUUGGGUCUUGCCUUGUGCCUUUAUAAUGUGGACAUUCUGAAAGUAGUUUGAGGUCAGUAGGUCACACGACCAAGGAGCCAUGACCAAGGAGAAAAAAUUAUGUAAAAUCGUGUGAGAUGAAAAUGGACAAACUAAAGGGUGUGCAAUAUAGAAGGGUAGUCAGUGGACAUUUUGAACCUUGUUUGAGGUCAGUAAGUCACAUGACCAUUGAAAUUGUAAUGUAAAAAAAGUUAUUACUUUGUUUAUGCUCCCAAACUAAUUCAACUCAGAAUACAAAAUGCUGCUCACAUUUCCAUAUUUUUAUUAUUUUUAUUAUUAUUAUGUCCAAAUUGUGAACAUUUGGAGUCUGUGGCUCAAGUGAUUUGAAAGCUAUUGAGGUUGGAAAGUGUGAAUAUCCGUCAAAUUUCCAACUUGAAACUUGUCUUUACCUCGGUCACAAGUGUAGGUCGCUCUUUUCAGGUCAAACUUGGCAAGUGUAGAUGCAGAUUUGAAUUUUAGUGUAAAUACUCUCGACUCGACGUCUAGAUCGAUGUUGUCCAGUAGAUUUCCACUUGUUAGUUGGGUAAAGUUAGUUAUAAAUGGCGUUUUAAUUAUACCUUCCUGACUGUGUGCUAUUGUCAAGGGCGUGGCAUGACUAUGAAUACGUUUAGGAACAGUGACUGUCCAAAUACUUAGAUACAAAUGACUAAUUCGGAUCUGUGUUUAGAGUCAGAAAGCUGUCAUUUUUCGACAUGGCUACGCUAUUUGUCAUAGUAAUGACAGGCGUGUGUGCGCCAUAGAAAUAAGAACGGAUAGAAAGGGCGUUUCCAUUCAAGUCAAUGAUGGAAUAAUGGGUGGAAUGGCAGCCAUUUUGCAAAGAAAUAAAUGCCAUUGCAUGAGUCACAUCAGUUAGCAUUAUUUUAAUUAACGAUCUACAUUACCAUGGCAAUCCAGCAUCAGUUGAUGAAACAUUCCACAAUGUUAUGAAAAUUAUUGCAUCACAAUAACAGGCAGCCAUUGCAAGUGUACCCAUGAAUUUACCAGUCAAUUGCCAGGGUUAGAGCUUCAAAGUCUGUUCUAUUCAUUCUUAUUUCUAUGGUGUGCGUAAUGGUUUAGGCUGAUUGGUGGUGGUGCUCCUGCUUCCCAUCACUCAGAAGUUAUGUAACAACCUAAGGUGAUGACAACAAUGUGUCGUCAUGGAAGUUUCACAGUUGCUUUGAAUGUUCAAAAUCAUUGUGUAAAAACACUUCUAAAGCCUCAAAGGACAAAGAUGAUUCAACUUUCAAAAUGGUCCUUUUUGGCCAAAACUACCUAGGUACCUGUUGCACAUUCACACCUAGGUACCUGUUGCACAUUCACACCUAGGUACCUGUUGCACAUUCACACCUAGGUACCUGUUGCACAUUCACACCUAGGUACCUGUUGCACAUUCACACUUUUAAAAAAAACCUUUAUUUAACAAGGCAAGUUAGUUAAAGAACAAAUUGUUAUUUACAAUGACAGCCUACACCGGCCAAACCCAGACAACGCUGGGCCAAUUGUGCGCUGCCCUAUGGGACUCCCAAUCACAUCUGGUUGUGAUACAGCCUGGAUUCGAAACAGUGUCUGUAGUGACACCUCUACCACUGAGGUGCAGUGCCUUAGACCGCUGUGUCACUUGGGAGCCCAAUUUUGAAGAUAAUUAGCUACCACAUGUUCUUGUCAAACUGUCAGAGUAGCUAGCAAGAUAUGACAAGAUAUGCCAAAAUUAGUCUAAACGACUUGAAAUAAAUCAGAUUUGAACAUUCAGAUCACAGAUUUGUAUCUGACUUGAAAUGUGUCCUGAAAUAUCUGAUACCAUGUGCUUUUUGGCUGUUUAGACUGCAGGAUGAAGAACAGAUUAUAAUUGGAUGAGUCACUUCAAACUGCCAAUGCGACCAUGGCUUUACAGACUGCCACUUAGUCUGUAUAUAUUUUAUGUCGUUUCAGGUUUUCAUUUUGUGCUUGUAUUUGGAAAGGAUUGUGGUCCAGCAGAAUACAAAACUAAUGAUGGUCAGUGCUGCCCAAUGUGUAAUAAAGGCUUGGUGGUCCGGAGAGAUUGUACAAUAGAGUCCAGCACAUCUUGUAUACCCUGUAUCAGAGGGACCUUCAUGAACGAGGCCAAUGGUCUAACCAAGUGCUUUCCCUGCAGUUCCUGUGACCCAGGACAGGGCCUGUUCACUCAGACAGAGUGCAAACCAACAAGUAACACAGUCUGCCACGUUCUAGAUGGAUACUACUGUAGAAGCUACUCAUCCAACUCUGAGUGUAGCUUUGCAGUAGGACAUACACACUGUUCACCGGGACAGAGUACUAAAUCACCUGGUACAAAGACAACAGAUACCAUGUGUGAGGAGUGUCAGCAUGGCUUUUACUCACAAUAUGGUGUGAACUGCACUGCUUGGACUGAUUGUGCAGCAAUGGGACGCAUGAAGACUGAAGAUGGACAUUCUAGACAAGAUGUUAUUUGUAACAAAGUGCCACUAAGGAUCCAUACCACUCUAAUAGUUCCAAUAUUAUUAUUAGUCCUAACAGUUGCUGCACUGUUUGGUGUCUACCUGGCAAGAGCUAAACGUAAGAAAGAGUUACAUGGAUUCUAUGAGGUUCCUGUGCAAGAAACGGGACAUCUACAAGUAUCUACCAGUAACUCCCUAGAGGAAACAGCAGAGAAUGUGCCUGGUAAUGUUGUAACUGAUUGACAGUCAGCAUCCACCAAACUCAGAUGAAGUGCCAUGAAUGCAUGCAGAUACUCAGAAGGCUGUUCUCAUGAAUCGAGUACUUAUGAACUGCAAUGUAUUUUCUCCUGCAUUUUGACUUUAAGUAUACUUAUCUGGAGUGGACUGUUGAAUACAGUGAAUGCCAAGAGUGUGCAAAGCUGUCAUCAAGCAAAGGGUGGCUACUUUGAAGAAUCUCAAAUAUAAAAUGUAUUUUGUACUUUUUGGUUACUACGUGAUUCCAUACGUGUUAUUUCAAAGUUUUGAUGUCUUCACUAUUAUUCUACAAUGUAGAGAGUAGGUAGGUGUGUCCAAACUUGACUGGUGCUAUAUGUGUAUAAAAAGUAUACAGUAAAGUAUUUGGUCCCAUAUUCAUAACACACAAUGACUACACACAAUGACUACACAAUGACUACACACAAUGACUACAACAUGCUUGUUUGUUUUGGUUGUGUUUCAGAUUAUUUUGUGCCCAGUAGAAAUUAAGGGUAAAUAAUGUAUUGUGUCAUUUUGAUGUCACUUUCAUUGUGUUUAACAAUUAAAUGUUUCUAAACACUUUUAUAUUAAAGGGGAACGGAAACACUAGGAUUUAGAACGCCAUACAGUUCAUGUUUGAAUUGUUGUUGCCAUCUUCAUUGUCUGCACCUAACCUCACUCUCUUCCAUUCACUCUCCGCGCGAAAAAUCAAUUACCACAGACAAUUUGCUUGAUUCCUGCCAGUGACGCACUGGCGUCAGUUGUUACUAUGGCAAUAGCUAAAAUUAACCUUGUCGCCGAUCAAAAUACUAAAUAGAGAUGUUUUUAAGUUAAAUGAACAUGUUUAAUAUAAGUGGUUUGAGUACCGCUCUUUGUUAAGAUUUACUUCCUAAAGGGUUUCUUUUCCCUUAUGUGGAUUCUUCCAUGAUUACGGAUAAUCCUGAAUGAAUCGUGAAUAAAAUUAAUAUAUUACUCCUCA
Oncorhynchus gorbuscha (pink salmon) is the source of this 3965-nucleotide messenger RNA. RefSeq names its product tumor necrosis factor receptor superfamily member 14-like. The transcript is spliced from 10 exons. The record is from RefSeq and is a predicted model, not a curated record. Gene Ontology annotation, molecular function: protein binding; transmembrane signaling receptor activity. Gene Ontology annotation, biological process: positive regulation of T cell migration; negative regulation of alpha-beta T cell proliferation; positive regulation of cytokine production involved in immune response. Lineage: Eukaryota; Metazoa; Chordata; Actinopteri; Salmoniformes; Salmonidae. Gene Ontology annotation, cellular component: external side of plasma membrane; membrane. The coding region runs from base 2168 to 2995 and encodes 275 amino acids.